UCCUCGCUCAAACUCCAAACCCUAAUCCCCUUUUCCACCCACGUUAGGUUUUCAUCGUCUCCGCUUUUUUCUCUUUGGGCCAAUUAAUUCUAAUAGCCCACAAUUGUUUCUUCGUCUUCUGUUGUCGCAAUUCAAGAGGGGUUUCUAGGCCGAAGAAAGAUCCCCCGAUAAUUGAUACAUGUUUUUUGGGGAAAAUUGCUGCCGUAGAUUCGCCGGAGCCGAGCGCCGCCGACGCUCCUGUUUAUGGCGUCUGCUGUGUUAGCGAGCCAGAAUGACUCCGGCUGGGGCCACAUGGGAAAAACUCCAUAUUCAAAUCCUCACCUAAACGCAAACCCUAACCCUAACCCCAAGAAAAAGCAAAAGCAAUUCCAUCACGCUGCCGCUAACGGCGUUGUCGGCCGUUACCACAACAACGUUGAUUCCCCAGCUGUCACGCAGACAGCCUCCGAUGACGCCUAUUCUUUCAACCAGACUUCCACCAGCCGUAACGGUGUUAAUUACGGAGGCUACUUGACCUUCAAUGUUGCCUCAUACACGAAAUCGGAGCUCCUUGAACUCCGCAAACGCUUGGCUGCGGAGCUUGAUCAGAUCCGGGAUUUACGGGGUCGAAUUGAAUCGGGUCAAUUCAACACUGUUGAAAACCCGAGAUCUCAAGCGAAAUCGAAGAAAUUCACUGGAAACAAGAGGCCCGUUGCAGUGGUUGGAUCUGUUUCCAAGAAAAUUAGCAACGGGUAUCAGAAUGGAACUUUGGACGGCGUUAAUUUUGAGGGUUUGUUGAAGGAAUGCAUCAAAAUUGUGGCCAAAUUAAUAAAGCACAAGUACGGGUAUGUUUUCAAAACGCCUGUGGAUGCGGUGGCCUUGGGGCUUCACGAUUAUCACAUGAUUGUGAAGCGUCCCAUGGAUCUGGGUACUGUGAAGGCGAAUCUCGCCAAGAAUAUGUAUCCUUCUCCUAUUGAAUUUGCAGCUGACGUGAGGUUGACUUUUAACAAUGCCUUGUUAUACAAUCCUAAGAGCGAUCCUGUUAAUGGGAUGGCAGAUCAGAUGUUGGCUCGAUUUGAGGAAUUGUUUAGGCCGAUACAGGAGAAGAUUGAUAAAUUGGCCCACCGGCGGAGGGAGAAGGAGUUCCAUGUGUUUAGGGAUAAUGAUGAGAUGCAGUUCCGGAGUGUUGAGGAAUUACAAGGUAGUUCCUGGAAUGAUCAUAGUAAUCAGAUCAAUGCCUCUCCAAUGAGAGGGAAGAAGGCAAAGCCAAAAGCCAGUCCUGUUCCUGUUGCACAGGUGUUCAAGAAGCCCGAUAGAGUGCCAGCACCAAUGCCAGCUCACUCAAGUGCGUCAACGCCAUUGAAUCCUCCUCCCCCUUCAACUAAUCCGCCACCAGUGUUGCCAGAGCAAUUCCCUGCUUCUCCUGUGAGAGCUCCUGCUUUGCCAGCUAAGGAACAAAAAGUUGGGAGGGUAGGACCGACAGUGAAACUGCCCAAGCCAAGAGCAAAGGACCCCAAUAAAAGAGAAAUGAGUAUGGAAGAGAAACAAAAGCUAGGAAUUGGGUUGCAGAGUUUACCUCAAGAAAAGAUGCCUCAGUUGGUACAGAUUAUAAGGAAGAGGAAUGAGCAUUUGGCCCAAGAUGGUGAUGAAAUUGAGCUAGACAUUGAGGCUCUUGAUACGGAGACGUUAUGGGAGUUGGAUCGUUUUGUGACGAAUUGGAAAAAGAUGGUGAGUAAGACUAAGCGGCAAGCGCUGAUGAUGAAUAUGAAUCCAGCUGCUGGAGCUGCUGGUCCUACCAGUCCUGUGGCUGAAACUGACAUGGGUUCAAUGAGUGACAAAAAUGAUGAGUCGGGAAAGAAACUGAAGGAGAAUGAUGAUGAAGAUGUAGAUAUUGAUGAUGAUAUGCCGGCAACUAGCUUUCCUCCUGUGGAGAUUGAAAAGGAUGAAGGGACUGGUGGAGGAGGUAUUGUUGGUCAAGAUCAUGAACAUGAUGACCGCGGCAAUGCCAGCAGUAGCUCAAGCAGUUCUGGCAGCUCAAGUAGUGAUUCGUCCUCCUCCAGUGAUUCUGACUCUGGGAGUUCUUCUGGGAGCGACUCAGAUGCAGAUGAUGCACAGUCCUGAGACAUUCUUGCAGCAAUCUGCUAAGAUUCGGGCAUCAUUGAUGGACUUUGAACUGGGUCCCUUGUGUUGUUCUAUUAGAUAAUCAUUUCUGUUGAUGAGGUAUAUCAAAUGGUCUUGUUGUCCAUUCUAAUUUCACUUUCAUUUCUUUGUCCUGCCACAAUCCACUGAAGCUUUGGAUCCUCUUUUGCAGAGGGUGGCGAAAGCAAGCUUGAUGUGCUGGUUGAUGGUGAAUUAUAGAGCUUGAUCAAUUAUAUGUAAGAUAUAUAAUCAGAUGGUAGGGAGCCAAAUAUAUUUGGAUUUGGCUGUGCUUGUCAAUCUUGAAAUCAAGUGUAGCUAAGCGAAUGUAGAUAGGUAGCCUGUUCCCUGUACAGUUUUACAACAGAAGUAGUGGCUAAAUUUCUAAUGAAACUAAAAUUGCUUUGAGCUGUGAUACGACUUCUUUUCCCAUCUCUUUUAUAAUCUCAAGAUUGUAAAGCACUUGUGGUUUAGGUUGGGAACAAAGUGAAGGAGGACGGUUGGGCAAUAAGGUUGCUAAGCAGCCUUGUGUUGAUUUUGGAUUGAAGAAAGCAAAUAGCUGCUGGCUUUUGGAUCAGUGUACGGCGAUUGCUUGCUAUUUAACAAUAAUAAUAAUAGGAAAGAUGGCCCUCUGUUCUUUAGUGUAGUGUAGUUUCUGCAACGCAAAGGUGAAAAGAGCAAUUGACAUUUGUACUUCAUUUGCCAGAAAGAGCAAUUGUUUAUUUAUUAUUGUGUAGGCCUAGUGCCCACAUGUUGGGUUUAUUGUUGUGCUUUGGCCCACAUGUCGGUUGUCAUUUUUGGGUUGGGAGAAACCAUUGAUGAAUCAUUGGUUUCUUUUAAGGGCAACUUGGUACAUUGAUUGUUUACAAGCAAAAGACAGGCUUAUUGUAUGCGACGUGAUGAAAAUUGAUUUUA
This is a messenger RNA of Sesamum indicum (sesame), 3030 nucleotides long. Its product is annotated as transcription factor GTE7. The record is from RefSeq and is a predicted model, not a curated record. Gene Ontology annotation, molecular function: protein binding. Lineage: Eukaryota; Viridiplantae; Streptophyta; Magnoliopsida; Lamiales; Pedaliaceae.